AUGAAGAGUGGCUGUAAGAUAUGCCAUGGAGGAGAGUGUGCAGACGAUGAGCUGUUUAGCCCGUGUAAGUGUGCAGGGACAAUAAAGUAUAUACACAAAGGAUGUUUGCUGUCGUGGAUGGCGUUUACGAAAACAAAUAGAUGCAAUAUCUGCCACUAUCAGUACAGGUUUAAGGAAGUUUAUAGGGAGGAUGUUCCGGAGCGACUGCCUGCGUGGAUGAUUGCGAAGGGUGUAGCAAAAGCAGGAUGGCGAGUGAUUGCAGUGCUGAUAUGGAGUUUGCUAAGCCUUUGCAAGUGGAUAGGAAUAUUCUACGUAAAUGGAGGUUUGUUUAUGCUGCUUACGGGGAUAUGCAAUGGGAUAGAUGCGAUGUCGAUAGGGCAAGUGGGGAUGUUUGUUGGGAUAGGAAUUCCGUUGACAUGGCUAGCGCAGAUGAACCAGGCGCUAUUCUUACAGAUACGCAGCAGGGUUGAUACAGAUGCCCGAAGACGAGGAGUGCCUAGUGCAGUGGUGGCAAUGAGGGAGGAGGAUGCGAGUGUGGAACCUGGUGCAGAAGGAAUUACGAGGAGAAGGAAUGUGAGUGCUGGAGAAUCAGAUCAUAUAGCGAAUGAGAUUAACUAUAUAGAUGCACCAGUAAGUGAUGUAUCUGUGCGAUUGAAUGAAAGGCAGAAUGAAUUGGCUGUAGCACCUGAAGUGAGCAUGAGCUUGAGUACGAACAGGAAUGCAACAGAGAUGGAUGGUGGAAUUUCUGAGGCACCUGGAGCAUCUAGGGAAUUUGCCAGUACGUAUAUCGAAUGUGUUAGUGUAGUAAAGAAAGCAGUGUAUGAGAUUUCAGGACUAACGGUGCCUGUGCUGUUUCUUCCUGCGAUAUAUGGGGUUAGCAGGAUGGUGUAUGUGCCUGCAGUGCAUUGCUCUUUUGCAGAUUUUGUGAGUGAUGUAUGGUUAGGCCGAGUGUGCAGCAUGAUGGCAGUAUUUGGAGUAGUUUUUUGGAUAGUGAUAGAAUGCAUGGAGCGGAUGCAGACAGUGAUGAAGGGAAGGACGAUGAGGAGCACCACGCUCUUUAUGAAAACAUACUACAUACUUCUGAUUAACACGAUCUGCAUAAACAUGAUGCUUGGAUUGGCUAUUCACUACAUGUUUGUAUAUAUAUUGAAUCGAGGAGUGAGCAUAUUGGAGAUUGGAGACGAUUAUGGAAUGGCAGUGCAAGGGAUGAUUUCGUUUGGAUUGCAUGUAUUUGUUGGCCAUUCAUUUGGAAUGGGCAUAAGGAAUGCUCUAUUGGCGUUCAAGAAGUGCUUCCGAGCAGGUGUACUUCACUUUGUUCCUGACGAGGACGAAUCCAGGAUGGAUGAGCUUUAUGAGGCAUCUAAGAUGCCGAUAGGCAAGAUCCAUCUGAGGAUUGCAAUGCUGCUGGUCUUUAUUUUGUUUUUGUAUGGCUUUGGAUUCAAGGCGAUUUGGUGUGUGUGUGGAGAAAUUGCCAGGCCGGUGGUUAUUGAUGGCUAUUUGAAGAUGUGUGUUAUGUACAAGAUGUUUUCUGUGGCGAUGUACUCAAGCAGAAUACUGUGCGAGUAUGUUGUUUAUGGAGUCAACAGGAUGGUAAUGCUUGAGUCGAAGAUCCUGAGGAUGGACAAUUUUUUAUACAAUGUGUGUAUCAAGAGAUAUGAAAAGGAAAGGCUAGCUUGGUGUGCAAACAGGAACAGGAUAUUUAGAAGGCAGCACAUACAUGCCAGGGGCAGAAGACGAGUAAGUGAUGAGGAGAUUGAAAAGCAUUUUGGAAAGAAAUGCAGCUCUGACUUUUCAAUAUUUUAUGUGCCUAGGAUGUUUGCAGGCAGAUGCAUAUGCAUAGGCGCUUCUGUGAUCAUUUUUCUGUAUGGGAUCUGUGCAGGAUACUGCAAAGGAGCAAAAGCGGUUAUUGAAUGGAUGGAUGUAUCUGCUUAUGUAGGAGAUAAUGUAGAUAUUGUGUUUAUAAGCAUUCUUGUGAUCUUGCUGCGAGCCACCUGGACGAUUGCUUUUAUAGUGUAUGAAAGAGUGAACAAGAAGAGGCGAGUGAUAGGGCUGUGCAUGGCAUUAUGUAAGCAUGGAGUUGCAAAUGUGUACAUGAACCUGGUGUAUCCUGUGUUUGGCAGCAUGAUGGUGAUGAUGCUGUUGAGCGACGAGUACGAAAGAGAUGGGGCGUAUUUGUUGAGGCUGCUUGUGUUUUUUUUCAGCUCAACGUCUGUUGUCAAGGGCAUUUUUCACUCAUCUCCGGAAAGCUACUCCUUUAAGGCGCUUAUACGCGAAUUGUGCAAAAUCAAUGCGCUUGUGUCGAUUGUUCUUGGGGCGUGGUAUAUAUACAAUGCAACCAGGAUGUUGUUUGGGCUGAGCAAUGCUGAGUUUGUUGCGAUGUGUGUGCUUGUUGGAUAUUUGCUUUUUGUGAGCAAGAAGAUUGGGGAGAGGAUUAGCGGAAGCAAAGGAUUCUAUAUGAGGCUGGUUGAGGAAAAUUACCUGAUAGAGAGAAGGAUCAUGGGUGUGGAUGAAUAA
This is a messenger RNA of Ordospora pajunii, 2514 nucleotides long. RefSeq names its product putative RING-variant domain-containing protein. The transcript has a single exon. Gene Ontology annotation, molecular function: zinc ion binding. The coding region runs from base 1 to 2514 and encodes 837 amino acids. The record is from RefSeq and is a predicted model, not a curated record. Lineage: Eukaryota; Fungi; Microsporidia; Ordosporidae. Gene Ontology annotation, cellular component: endoplasmic reticulum membrane.